Triticum aestivum (bread wheat) is the source of this 748-nucleotide messenger RNA. RefSeq names its product V-type proton ATPase subunit G1. Gene Ontology annotation, molecular function: ATP hydrolysis activity; proton-transporting ATPase activity, rotational mechanism. The record is from RefSeq and is a predicted model, not a curated record. Gene Ontology annotation, cellular component: vacuolar proton-transporting V-type ATPase, V1 domain; vacuolar proton-transporting V-type ATPase complex. Lineage: Eukaryota; Viridiplantae; Streptophyta; Magnoliopsida; Poales; Poaceae. Gene Ontology annotation, biological process: proton transmembrane transport. The transcript has 4 exons. The coding region runs from base 213 to 545 and encodes 110 amino acids.
UGCUAACGGACCGUAUUCGUAACCAGAUCUGAAACGGCCGGCCCGGCCCGGCCCUGCUGGCACAAGACAACGAUACAAUUGUGCGGCCGUAAUAAAUAGUCUUGAAAUCGUCGGGGCCACGACGGCGAGAGGAGCAGCAGAGGAUAGCUUUUCCCCACGGAUCCUUCUCGUCUUCCUCUUGAUUCGAGUCGCCUCUCCCCGUCAGCACAAACAUGGACUCAAGCAGGCGCCCAAGUGGAAUCCAGCAAUUGCUUGCUGCAGAGCAAGAAGCUCAGCAAAUUGUAAAUGCUGCUAGGGCUGCUAAAACGGCGAGGCUUAGGCAAGCCAAAGAAGAGGCUGAGAGAGAAAUAGCUGAGUACCGUGCACAAAUGGAGGCUGAUUUCCAGAGGAAGCUCACUGAGACCAGCGGUGACUCUGGCGCAAACGUCAAACGCCUUGAGCAAGAGACAACCGUAAAGAUUGAGCAGCUCAAGCAGCAGGCAGCAAACAUCUCUCCAGAGGUGAUUCAGAUGCUUCUGAGGCACGUCACCACUGUGAAGAACUAAAGGUUGAUGAGUCAGCCCUGCAUAUGAUGGCAACUUUGUACUAUCUGUUCAUUUCUUUGGGUGGUAUUAUAAGAAAUGGCUUUUGCCACUUCCAGCUGUAAUUCCUUGUUGUCUUGGAAAUAAGCUGCUACAGUUCAGCAGCAGCCAUGUCUGAUACUACUUGCUAAACCUUUGGUGAUUAGUUCGUAAAUUUUGUCGAUUUC